AUGUCGUCAAAGUCUCAGUUGGGUAAGCGAUUCCCUGGCGAGUUCGAAGCUACCGAUAUAUACCUCCAGUCUAACGGUAAUCAUCCACCACCGAAGCCCAUUGUGGCGGAUCAAAGGGGCGACCAGGAAGAAAUGGCCUCGCUGAUUCGCAAGAGGGCUGACAUCAACCAUCCGCACAAAGGAACCGGAAGAACGCCUCUUUCCGUCGCCUGUCACUGCGGUCACAAAGAUAUUGUCGAGUUGUUGAUUGAUUGCAGAGGGUGCCAACGUACAGUCCAUGGACAAGUGGAAGCUUUCCCCGUUCCAUCUGGCAGCUGCCAGUGGUCAUUGCCAAGUCAUAGCGACUCUCCUAGACCGAGAGGCAGACAUCAAUGCCAAAACGGACAUGCAGAGAUUGCGAGUUACCUACUCACCCGUGGCGCCAGGGUCAAGGGAACAACGGAUACACCGAUGUAUUUGGCAGCGAGUGGUGGUCAUGUCCAAGUGAUCCAGGCGCUGCUCCAACACGGAGGGACUGUACAUGAACUUGAUGCACAAGGCUGGGAUCCCCUGAGGCGAGCGGCUUUCGAAGGCCAUUCCCAGGCUGUUGCAAGCUUGUCUGGGCACGGAGCGCGAGCUACGAACCUCGGCGCUCUGUCCAGCUUCUCCUUUGCUUCAACUACCACAACUGAGCAGCGUCAGCGCAUCUUGGAUCUUCUCACCACAGCCGUUGACGCAGAAAAUGCCGAGCAUCAGCACGUGGCAUAUCUUCCUGACUUGGCAUGCUCGCUCAAUGACGGCCAGGACAACCUGGCAGAACUGCCUGACACGCAGAUAAUCAUGCGCCAGGAGGACGCAGGUGCAAAGGAAGGGUUGGAUGCAACAGAUAUACCUCCGUCGUCGCCAGUGAGGCCACCACCCUCCCCCUCGAGACCACCACCCGCAAUCCCGCAGAUCCCUCAAGCCACAGGCGAGGAAUCCUACCACGAGGCUACACGACCGGCGCCAUACACCCAGCCAGCGCCAUGGCCUCUUCUUGAUCUACCAACCCAACAGCCAAAAACACUGAUUUUGCAACGAAUCCUCCCGCACAAAUCGCCCUCCUUUUCCAGGGAGGUGAGAACACCACCAUAUCUGAGUUGGUACGUCCCUGUCACCACCCUACCCCCGAAACAGCAAGAGUAUGCGUCUCAAGCUGCUGCCGCAAGGUUAGAGGCACUGUACCAGGCCAGGACAGGAACAGAGGGGAAUCCGGCAGAGUUGGAGUAG
Molecule: messenger RNA, 1248 nt
Organism: Podospora pseudopauciseta
Lineage: Eukaryota; Fungi; Ascomycota; Sordariomycetes; Sordariales; Podosporaceae
Exons: 1
Coding region: 1-1248 (415 amino acids)
Molecular function (GO): protein binding
Source: RefSeq, a predicted model, not a curated record